UUUAAGAGAUGGAAAAAACAAGGCUAGUUGUAUUGCUUUGCUUCUUCAUAGUUGUUAUAGUUCAAGGUGUUGAAUUAGGUCCCAACGUUGUUGAAAAAUGGUUCGAUAAGCUUCCUCAUGCAAAGCAAAAGGUAACUAAAUUUCAUUUCUAUUUUCACGACAUAGUUAGUGGGAAGAAUCCAAGUGCAAUUACAAUAGCACAAUCCAAUAUGACUACAAAAUCCCCAACUUUCUUUGGUUCUGUUGCAAUGAUAGACGACCCACUGACAGUUGGGCCAGAGCCCAACUCGACAAUAGUGGGUCGAGCUCAAGGGAUUUAUGGUUCAGCUGAUCAAAAUGAGGCUGCCCUUCUCAUGACCUACAACAUUGUGUUCACAACUGGUAAGUAUAAUGGUAGCACACUGAGCGUACUUGGUCGGAACCCAGUAUUUAACCAGUACCGUGAGAUGCCAAUCGUUGGUGGUUCUGGAGUUUUUCGGUUGGCUCAGGGAAUCGCUACUGCGAAGACUUAUUGGUUCAAUUUGACCAGUGGGGAUGCUGUUGUUGAGUAUAAUGUUAUGGUCCUACAUUACUCACAUUAAUUUAAUUUGAAUCUUUGUUUGUUGGUAAUUAUUUGUAAUCUAUAGUUUCUCUAUUUUGUGUGAAGGAUAUAAAUAUGUGUUUUGA
This is a messenger RNA of Solanum tuberosum (potato), 666 nucleotides long. Its product is annotated as dirigent protein 22-like. The record is from RefSeq and is a predicted model, not a curated record. The coding region runs from base 9 to 581 and encodes 190 amino acids. NCBI's taxonomy places the organism in Eukaryota, Viridiplantae, Streptophyta, Magnoliopsida, Solanales, Solanaceae. The transcript has a single exon.